This is a messenger RNA of Lactuca saligna, 1771 nucleotides long. The record is from the annotation of a GenBank genome assembly. Lineage: Eukaryota; Viridiplantae; Streptophyta; Magnoliopsida; Asterales; Asteraceae.
AUUCGCCAUACCAGCUUUGUUGGCCGAGUAAGGACAAAUCACAGUGACGAAGGUUUGAAGGUGUAAGCUGUAUAUGUGAUGUUGUUGCCACCUAUUUUCUGGGUAGAUCCGUCCAAAUUCAAAUCCUAAUUCCUGGGCUUUUCGUCUCCUUUCGUUCGUUGCGAUUCUUUUUCAUCAUUCUCAUGGGUUUUGAGUCGAUCACAACAAAAUCAUUCAGUUUCCAAAACUCUAAAUCCAAAUUCUAAGUCUAAAAAGCUGAUGGCAGAAGAGAAGAAGAACCCAAAAAGACAAUAUCAGCUCUGGAAAGGAAGCAAUAAAUUCUUAUGUGGGGGAAGAUUGAUCUUCGGUCCAGAUGUUGCUUCUUUGUGUUUCUCCGUGCUCCUGGUUGCAGGCCCUGCUGUAUCAUUCUGUAUUAAAGUCUACACCAUCAUCAACCACAAUAAACAACACCACAAUGAUCCUGGUUAUUAUUGGUAUGGAGUGUUGAUUCUAGCAGCAGCCCUCACUUGUUUAGACAUAACAUUUCUUUUGAUGACAUCCGGAAGAGACCCUGGUAUAGUCCCACGAAACACCUCACCACCUGACACAGAUGAAGGAUUUGACAUGAAUACCCCUUCAAUGGAGUGGAUCAAUGGAAGAACACCUCACUUGAGAUUUCCUAGAACCAAAGAUGUUCUUGUAAAUGGUCACACAGUCAAAGUCAAAUACUGUGAUACUUGUAUGCUCUAUCGUCCUCCAAGAGUCUCACAUUGCUCUGUCUGCAACAAUUGUGUUCAAAGAUUUGAUCAUCACUGUCCAUGGGUUGGUCAAUGCAUUGGACUGCGUAACUAUCGGUUUUUUUACAUGUUUAUAUCAACAUCAACCAUCUUGUGCCUAUAUGUGUUCAUAUUUUCAUGGGUCAACAUAGCUCAACAAGGAGACCACAUAUUGAAGACUAUGUCACAAGACAUUUUAUCAGAUUUUCUAAUAGUUUACUGCUUCAUUGCAGUUUGGUUUGUAGGGGGGCUUACAAUCUUCCACCUUUACCUUAUUUGCUCAAACCAGACAACAUAUGAAAACUUCAGAUACCGAUAUGAUAAGAAGGAUAAUCCAUAUCACAAAGGUGUAAAACAGAAUCUUGUAGAAGUCUUUCUUUCACCAAUUCCUCCUUCGCUUAUUGAUUUCCGGGGAUAUAUUCAAGAAGAUGACAGUAUAGUGAUGGAUCCUAUAAGUCCAAAUCUUGGAGCUACUUCAAAGGAAAAAAUUGACAUUGAAAUGGGAAGUAGUUUUGCAGAAGCAAGUGGGAUUUCGCUUCCUGAAAUUCUACAGCGUUUGCAUUAUGAGGAGUUAGAUGAGAGCAUGAGAAGUAAGGAGGGGAAUGGAAUUGUGGAUUCCGUUCCAUCUCCCUUCCUCUUUGAGGCAAAUGGUGUGGUUGUAGAAAGGAAGUCUUGUAUUGAAGUAGAGGAGAAGUGUGAUGAUGGAAUUAUAACUCCUGAAACCCACAUUGGUCAUCAAGUGUAGAGGCAACAAAUAUCCUGUUUCUUCAUCAAUAUAUAAAUUGAUAAGAAACUAAAAUUCCUGAAACCUUUACACUGUUUUCAUACAUUUUGCAGGUUUGACAUUCAAACUAUUUUUUGGCAUCAUCGAUCUAUUAUGUUUUUUUUUGUGCUUGAAAUGACAUUCUAGCGAUGCUGUUUAAUGCCAUCCUUCCCAACAUAAGUGCAGAAGCCUGCCAAUUUAUAUGUUGAAUUCAAUCUUGUUGUAAAUUCUGGAUGUAAUCAAGAACUCCCAC